Molecule: messenger RNA, 1392 nt
Organism: Zingiber officinale
Lineage: Eukaryota; Viridiplantae; Streptophyta; Magnoliopsida; Zingiberales; Zingiberaceae
Product: zinc finger BED domain-containing protein RICESLEEPER 2-like
Exons: 2
Coding region: 1-1392 (463 amino acids)
Molecular function (GO): DNA binding; protein dimerization activity
Source: RefSeq, a predicted model, not a curated record
AUGGUUGAUCAUGUUGGCUUUAGAAGGUACUCUCAUGCAUUGCAACCAAUAUUUAAAGUUGUUUCCCGAAACACAAUCAAGACUGACAUCAUGAAGAUAUUCGAGUAUGAAAGAAAUAUAGCAAUGAAAUUAUUAGACUCAAAUGCUAGUCGAAUUGCGUUGACAACUGAUAUGUGGACGGCAAGUAAUCAGCAAAGAGGAUUCAUGGCCAUCACUUCACAUUUCAUCGAUGUUUCAUGGAAAUUACAAAGUCGGCUUGUCAGGUUUAUAUAUGUACUGUGUCCACAUACUGCUGAGGUUCUCGCAAAUGUACUUGUUGAUUGCCCAUUGGAUUGGAACUUGGAUCGUAAGUUAUCUACUUUAACCGUUGAUAAUUGCACAACUAAUGAUGAUAUGAUUGAGCUUAUUCUGGACAAGCUUCCUCCGAGUUCACUUAUCUUAGAAGGAAAAUUAUUUCACAUGCGGUGUUGUGCCCAUAUUUUGAAUUUGGUUGUGAGGGAUGGACUAAAAUUAAUUAAUGAUAGCAUUGAAACAAUUCGUUAUAGUGUCGCAUUUUGGACAGUAACACUAAAAAGAGAUGAAAAAUUUAUUGAAAUAGCCCAACAAUUGAAGGUUCCAAGCACAAAGAAACUAGAACUUGAUUUCAAAACACGAUGGAACUCUACAUAUUUAAUGUUUAACACUGCAUUGGAAUAUGAAGCUGUGUUUGCUCGUUUGAAACAAUGUGAAACUUUAUAUAAAAGAGUUCCCACACAAGAAGAUUGGUCAAAAGUGAGAGAGAUUUCUUCUAAAUUGGAGAUGUUUUUUGAUGCCACAGAGUUAUUUUCGAGGACCAAGUAUCCCACUAUAAAUCUUUUCUUCUCUAUUAUUUGCGAUAUUAAGUUGGCAAUUGGUGAUUGGCUUCUCUCGGAUGAUAAUGUGGUGAAAACAAUGACAACAAAUAUGAAAGUAAAGUUUGAAAAAUAUUGGGAUGUAAUGAAUUGUUUAUUGGCAAUUGGGAGUAUUUUAGAUCCAAGGUACAAGAUGAAGACAGUUCAAUUCUAUUAUCCUCUUGUUUAUGGUGAUAUGUCUUCUUAUGAGAUUGAAAAACUAAAGAAAAAGUUGUGUGACAUGGUUGAAAAGUAUGAGAUGAAAUCCAAACAAUCACAGAAAGUGAAAAAUUCACAAUCUUCUUCUUUAAGGCCUCCACUUCCUAAGCGUCGUACUUAUGCUGAUAAAUUUGAGAUGUUCAUGGAUUCUAAUAAUAGUACUGAACAUGAGAAGUCAGACUUGGAUUAUUAUUUAGAAGAGUCUCUUUUGCCAAGAACAAGUGAGUUUGAUAUCUUAUGUUGGUGGAAGACAAAUGAGAUCAAAUAUCCCAUUUUGCAUGCACUACAACAAAAACCCUCAUAG